Molecule: messenger RNA, 492 nt
Organism: Blumeria graminis f. sp. triticale
Lineage: Eukaryota; Fungi; Ascomycota; Leotiomycetes; Helotiales; Erysiphaceae
Source: the annotation of a GenBank genome assembly
AUGGCCAUUCAUUACCUCAUACUACUUUCGCGGCAGGGAAAAGUUAGACUAGCAAAGUGGUUCACAACUCUAUCACCCAAAGAUAAGGCAAAAAUAAUAAAAGAUGUUUCUCAGCUAGUCCUCGCACGCCGUACCCGGAUGUGCAAUUUCCUUGAAUAUAGGGAUUCAAAAAUUGUUUAUCGUCGCUAUGCAUCACUUUUCUUUAUCGCAGGCUGUGCUUCUACGGACAACGAGCUUAUCACGCUUGAAAUAGUUCACAGAUAUGUAGAGCAAAUGGAUAAAUAUUACGGAAAUGUCUGCGAGAUUUCGCCCGAGUUAUACACUAACACCAACCUGAUCUUUAACUUUCAAAAAGCAUACUUUAUACUCGACGAGCUCCUAUUAGCUGGAGAGCUACAGGAGAGUAGUAAGAAAAACGUUUUACGAGUAAUUUCAGCGCAAGAUGCUAUUGAAGACACUGAGGUUGAUGAUGAAGUUACGAGGAUCAUGUAA